Messenger RNA from Pogoniulus pusillus (Red-fronted tinkerbird), 2779 nucleotides. RefSeq names its product acyl-coenzyme A thioesterase 1. Gene Ontology annotation, molecular function: fatty acyl-CoA hydrolase activity. Gene Ontology annotation, biological process: fatty acid metabolic process; acyl-CoA metabolic process. Lineage: Eukaryota; Metazoa; Chordata; Aves; Piciformes; Lybiidae. The coding region runs from base 163 to 1581 and encodes 472 amino acids. The transcript has 3 exons. The record is from RefSeq and is a predicted model, not a curated record.
UUGGCAGAGAACUCGCCCAGAGCCCGUAAGGAAGGCGGGGCGAGGGCCUGCCGUCCUGCUCCGCCUAGCCGGGGAGCGCUAGCGGCUGCCCGGACCCAGUCCCUGGCUGGGCAGAGGCCUGCAACGGAAUCCGCCGCCGGUUAGCGGAAGCAACCCGGGUUCAUGUGGCGGGUCGCUGCUCGCUUUCUGUGCCGGACAAGCUCCCAUGCCUGGCAUCAGCAGCUGCCCAGGCCCAGCACCACGCCUGCAGCCCCACAGCGCCACAGACCUGCAGGAAGCCCCAGGAUGGCAUCUGCCUGCAGCCUCUCCUCCAUGGGCCCUGUCAUCUGCCUCUCGCCUGCCGCCCGCAGCCUCUUCGAUGAGCCGCUGGCCAUCGCCGUGAGAGGCCUCGGCCCGCGGCAGCAGGUCACGCUGCGGACGUCCUUGCGGGACGAGAGGGACGAGCUCUUCCAGGCCCGUGCCCACUACCAGGCUGGGGACGAUGGGACGCUGGACCUCUCCCACUGCCCUGCGCUGCCGGGAGGCAGCUUCUCUGGCCUGGAGCCUAUGGGGCUGCUCUGGGCUUUGCAGCCCCAGAAGCCGUUCAGGCGGCUGGUGAAGCGAAAUGUGCAGAGCCCCUUCCUCCUGCAGCUGGAGGUGUUCGAGGGCCACGGGGAUCCCCCCGGGCGGCUGCUGGCCGAGGCACAACACGAGAGGGCGUUCCUACGGGAUGGGGUGCGGAGAGUCCCGGUGCGAGAGGGGCGGAUCCGGGCGACGCUUUUCUUGCCUCCCGGAACUGGUCCCUUUCCAGGAAUUAUUGACUUAUAUGGAACUGGAGGAGGACUCCCAGAAUACAGGGCUUGCUUGCUGGCAAACUAUGGUUUUGCCGUGCUGGCUCUGGCUUACUACAGCUAUGAAGAUCUCCCCAAAGAGAUGAAGGAAUUCCAUCUGGAAUAUUUUGAAGAAGCUGUAAACUAUAUGUUACAACACACACAGGUUAAAGGUCCUGGGAUUGGCUUGCUUGGAAUCUCAAAGGGAGGUGACCUUUGUGUGUCUAUGGCAUCCUUCCUAAAAGGCAUCACAGCCACUGCCCUUAUCAACAGCUCAGUGGCAAAUGUGGGUGCAGUGCUUCGCUACAAGGACAUCACCAUUCCACCCCUUGGUUUCAAUAUAAAACGCACCAAAGUGAGCAAGUCUGGGAUUGCUGAUAUUACUGAUGUAUUGAACAACCCCCUGGAAGGGCCUGACCGCCAAAGCUUUAUCCCUUUGGAAAAGGCUGAGUGUCACUUCUUGUUCAUUGUUGGCCAGGAUGAUCGCAACUGGAAAAGUGAAUUCUUUGCGAUUGAGGGAAGCAAACAUUUGCAAGCUCAUGGGAAGGAAAAGCCUGAGAUAAUCUGUUAUCCUGGAGCAGGGCACUACAUUGAACCCCCAUUUUUCCCAAUGUGUGCAGCCUCAAUGCACCUGCUAGUUGGCAAAUUUGUGAUGUGGGGAGGGGAGCCCAAGGCACACUGCGAGGCACAGAUAGAUGCUUGGCAGCAGAUCCAAGCUUUCUUCCACAAACACCUCACGGGCAAGCCGUCUGGAAUAUCCAGUAAGCUAUGAUGUGAGAUGGGUCGCUUUAUAGAUGAAAAUACUGGUGUUUCAAGUUUGUUUUGUUAAAUGGCUCUGAACGAGAACAAAGAACAUCAGAGAAUAACCUUUCAGGUUUCCUGAAGGAUGACAGUGGGCAAGUGUAUGAGAUCUGCUUCCUUUUAACAUCCUCCUCUACCCUCAGAGUUUUGGUCUUGGUCUCCUGUUGUGUGUGGUAUAGGAUUACUAUCUAGAAAAAUUAUGAAUGCAAGGCUGUGUCUGCUUUGAAUGUGAAUAUAAGUGGAGGGUAAUUCAUUUAGGGUGAGAACUAGGAUCCAAAUUUGCUUUAGCUUUCUCAGAGGCAUUGCCCUCACCAGAGCCAGCUUUGUGCUCUCAUUUUUCUGGAAGCAGGUAUUUCUAUUGUCCUGCAUCCAGUAAUAUUUGUGUUCUUUCUAUGAAUUUCUCUCUCCAUAACUCCACCUUCCUCUUUUUCCACAUCACUGAAAAGCAUCUGCCUUAACACUUCAUAUCCAGUAAUUCAUUUACUAAAUCCAGCUAUGCUGUGCCUGCAUCCUCAGACAACACAUCUUUCAUUACAAACAACAGCAGCCCAGGGCACGACAUAACGUUCUGGGCACACGCAGUAGAAAUGAAGCAUUUCUGUGGUUCUGGAAAAUUUAGAAGCAUGAAGAAGCAACACGUCUGGACCCAUUGGUAGUUAUGCCUGGAAAUGUUUGUGGGCAUCUUCUCAGCAGGGAUGGAUAGUCCUGUGUAGGCCCACAGAAACUGUUGGAGGGCAGUUUCUCCUUGCCUGUGUAUUCAUAUUCUUAAUAUCUCUACAGCUGCCUGCUUGACAGUACUGCUGAAAAUAGCAGGGCGGCAAAGGUGACCUGCCGGCCCCUUGAGGCACCAAGUGCUGGGCAGUCAGGUUCGAAGGAGCUGCUACGGCACUCGGGGAGCAGAGGUCUCACUCACUGAGCCCUGCGGGCCUCAUUUCUGGGUCUAAGGGUCGGAGGCAGCAGGACCCACUCUCACCCCCCCUCGCAGGGACUGUCUAGUUUGGCGCACAGAGCUUGUAGACUGCGCUAUUGUCUGAAAAUUAAGACCUUAAUGACAGUGCCUUAUGAACCCAAGCUGCAUGGUAUAGCUGAAGUUGUUUAAUAUUAAUUCUAUGUCGUGUUUAUGUGUUCUGCACUGUUUUUUAAUGGAUUAAAACAGACGGUUAACCUCU